AUGAGCAUUUAUUGGAGUCAAGGAAUUAGUGCAGCUGAGAUGAAUAUUGAUUCUCAGAAAGGAAAUGAAAAUGGGAAAGCAACUGUAAACUUCGGUGCUGUUUCCAUGCAUUCAAGCCCAGAAGAUCAUAGGCUGCCAAACAAGAAAGCUUUGAAAUACAUGGAAUGCCUCAAGAAUCAUGCAGCAGCCGCAGGUGGACAUGCCACGGAUGGAUGUGGCGAGUUCAUGCCCGGUGGUGAAGAAGGAACAAUAGAAGCCCUUAAAUGCUCAGCUUGCAACUGCCACAGAAACUUCCAUAGAAAAGUGAUAGAAGGAGACUGUUCUUCUCAGAGUUAUCACUCUUUUUUUCUCGUUAAUGGUGAGAAACUUUUUACCUCAGCACAUCAACAUAAUACAACACAUCAGGUGACAGUAUCACCCCCUAAAGUUCAAUUAUUACAAACUUCAGAAAAAGAUGAGCAAGAAGAAGGGGUUCAUCCUGAGGCGAAAAUAAGGCCACAUGAUGCGGGAAAAAGGAGAUCCAGAACAAAGUUCAGCCAAGAACAAAAGGAAAAGCUGUGGAGCUUUGCUGAGAAAGUGGGGUGGAAGAUACAAAAGGCAGAUGACUCUGCAGUUAAUGGUUUCUGCCAAGAGAUUGGCAUCAGGAGGAGAGUCCUCAAGGUUUGGAUGCACAAUAACAAACACAACUUGGCCAAGAAAAACUCCUACCCAUGUUGA
Messenger RNA from Coffea eugenioides, 717 nucleotides. RefSeq names its product zinc-finger homeodomain protein 4-like. Bases 1 to 717 code for a protein of 238 amino acids. The transcript has a single exon. Gene Ontology annotation, molecular function: transcription cis-regulatory region binding; DNA-binding transcription factor activity. The record is from RefSeq and is a predicted model, not a curated record. Gene Ontology annotation, cellular component: nucleus. Gene Ontology annotation, biological process: regulation of developmental process; regulation of DNA-templated transcription. NCBI's taxonomy places the organism in Eukaryota, Viridiplantae, Streptophyta, Magnoliopsida, Gentianales, Rubiaceae.